Molecule: messenger RNA, 1659 nt
Organism: Penicillium psychrosexuale
Lineage: Eukaryota; Fungi; Ascomycota; Eurotiomycetes; Eurotiales; Aspergillaceae
Exons: 6
Coding region: 1-1659 (552 amino acids)
Biological process (GO): calcium ion transmembrane transport; intracellular calcium ion homeostasis
Cellular component (GO): fungal-type vacuole membrane
Molecular function (GO): calcium:proton antiporter activity
Source: RefSeq, a predicted model, not a curated record
AUGACCACAGUGAAUGGUUCCAACGAUAAGAACCUUCAUGACAUCAAUACCUUCGCUGAAAGCUCAAGUGACGAGCACGCCCUGAAUACUUCCUUCGAAUCUGAGCCCCGGUCUAGUGGCUCCUAUCCUUGUCAAUAUGAAAUGAACAGACCAGCCGAGGCCUCCACGAAUUCAAUCUCCGACGACAUCUUCCAUAAAGUAAAAAGCUUUCUUCGACACAAAACACAGAUCCCCAAUGACGACACGUUGUCUGGGUGGCCCCAUCAUGGCAGACCCUGCAAUUCCUUCUCCAUAUUCAAACAACAGACAAAACAGAUUCUCAGGCCGAGGAUCGUCUUCUCCGGUGCCUUCGCCGCAUCGGCAAUCAUUCUCUCUAAUACCAAAAGCCCGGCGCUUGUGAUAUUCAUAUGGAACCUCCUUGCGAUUGUGCCGCUGUCGAUCACACUCACAGAAGCCACCGAGAGGAUAUCCAAGGAUUUGGGUGAGACCGCUGGCGCUCUCCUCAACAUCACGAUAGGGAAUCUAGCGGAGCUUAUUAUUUUUGUCACUGCUUUGUUGAAAAACAACAUUAAAGUAGUUCAAUCAUCACUCCUCGGCUCCAUCCUUGUGAACCUUCUGCUCGUCCUCGGGUCUGCAAUCAUAGCAGGCUGUAUCUCGACGAUUGAUGUGACAUAUAACACUGAUCUGACCCAGUCAUUUGUGGGACUUCUCAAUCUCACCAUCUCUUGCCUUAUGAUUCCCACCGCUUUCUAUGGCAGCGUCAAGAGCGUCACUUCUGCUGAUCAUAUGUCAUUAUCCUUCAGCAGGGGGGUGUCCAUCAUUCUUCUCCUCACAUAUUUCUUAUACCUUUUCUUCCAGUUCAAAUCACACGCUCACUUGUUCCACUCCACGCGGCUCCAAAUGCCGCGCCCAACCGAUCCCCUAUAUACAGACGACCUCGAAUCGCGUCCCACCACGGUCGAAAGCGCAACAAGCAGACAUAUCCGCCAGCUAGAGAUGCAAGAGGUGCGAUCACGGUCAUGCUCAGUCGACGCACAAACGGCAGCAGCAAUGCCCCUGUUUCACAACGAACCUUCUGAAGGAAGAACGACUCUCCACCGACACACGGCAUCUGAAGGAAGGAGCCUCCCCAGACAAACGGCACCACCUAUGCGAGACUAUGGACCAUGUCGCUGCGACCGCUACGUGAUCAAGUCCAACCGAACGAUAUCCGUCACCCUCCUCGCCCUAUCAACCGUUCUCAUCGCCAUAUGCGCCGAAUACUUCUCCUCGAGCUUCUCAACGCUCAACGAACAGGGCGUCCUCGGUGAAUCAUUCGUCGGUUUGAUCAUCAUUCCUAUCGCCGGAAAUGUUGCCGAAAAUGUUACUGCGGUUGUCGUGGCCUCGAAAAACCAAAUGGACCUUGCCAUCAGUGUUGCCCUGGGAUCGGCCAUUCAAAUCGGUCUCUUGGUUUCGCCGGCUAUGGUGCUUAUUGGCUGGGCUCUCGACAAGCCCAUGACCUUGCAUUUUGACAAGUUUGAGAUGGUCACUCUGAUCGGGGCUGUUAUUUUGGUCGAUUUCAUCGUGCUCAAGGGAAAGACUAAUUAUUUGGAGGGCGCUAUCUUGUGUGCCUGCUUUGCGGCUAUUUCUGUCGGCGCAUAUCUUUUACCGCUCACUUGA